Trematosphaeria pertusa is the source of this 1722-nucleotide messenger RNA. RefSeq names its product DUF185-domain-containing protein. Gene Ontology annotation, molecular function: protein-arginine omega-N symmetric methyltransferase activity. Gene Ontology annotation, biological process: mitochondrial respiratory chain complex I assembly. Gene Ontology annotation, cellular component: mitochondrion. The record is from RefSeq and is a predicted model, not a curated record. Lineage: Eukaryota; Fungi; Ascomycota; Dothideomycetes; Pleosporales; Trematosphaeriaceae. The transcript has 4 exons. The coding region runs from base 52 to 1602 and encodes 516 amino acids.
CUUGUCGAAUCCAAAGAUAGACGUUAUGGAACUUCGAUAGCGACCUAGGAUAUGAGAUCGAAUUCUCUCACUUUGUUUAGGACGGCGGCACGUUGUGCUCGACCGUGCCCAACCUCAUAUCGAACAGCACAGUAUGGUAUCCGAUGGUCCUCGAGCGGAGAGCGACAAUGGUCCACUCCGCUGGCGAAGUCGCUCGCUGAAGCUAUAACCACUACGGGCCCUAUUUCCGUAGCGUCCUACAUGCGGCAAUGCCUUACUUCUCCCGAAGGCGGAUACUACACACGCCAGACCACCGGUCACGACCAAUUCGGCGCGAAAGGCGACUUCAUAACGUCUCCGGAGAUCAGUCAGAUAUUCGGAGAGCUGGUGGGCAUAUGGCUAUAUGCGGAGUGGCUGGCGCAGGGGAGAAAAGAGAAGGUACAAAUUAUCGAAGUUGGGCCGGGACGGGGAACGCUGAUGGAUGAUGUGCUGAGGACUAUUUCGAGCUUUAAGCCUUUCGUCCAGAGCAUAGAAGCUAUCUACCUCGUCGAGGCGUCCCCACAUCUGAGGAAUCAGCAAGCGCGACGUCUCGCCGAUACCGAGGAGCCCAGCAAGUCAGACAUUGGAUGGACAGCGCCAUGUAAACGCAUCCCGGGCUGUAACAUUAUAUGGUGCGAAGAUAUACGUUUCGUUCCAAAAGACGAAACAUCCACUCCCUUCAUCCUCGCCCAUGAAUUCUUCGACGCCCUCCCCAUCCACGUCUUCCAAAACAUCCCCGAAUCCAAGAUCCCCGCGUCUUCCACAAUCCUCACACCAACCGGCCCGAUCAAGCCCACAACCGGCCCGCAGGCGCCGAAGAAUAACUGGCACGAGCUUGUCGUAACGCCUACAUCUUCUUCCUCCGACUCGAAAAUCCCAGCUUCAUCAACCAAGGAGCCCCGCCCAGAGUUCCAGCUCACGGUCUCUAAAACACCAACCCCACACUCGCUCUACCUCCCCAAAACGUCCCCACGCUACAAGAAACUCGAAAACACGCCCAACGCAAUCAUAGAAAUCUCCCCCGAAUCGCUAUCCUACAUCUCCGACUUCGCCGUCCGAAUAGGCGGCAGCAACCCGCCAACUUCCCCAACUCCCCCUCUAUGCACCACAACACCCACCAUCUCCUCGCAAUCCGCCCCCCUCAAAAAAUCCACCACCUCCGGCGCAGCCCUAAUCCUCGACUACGGCCCUUCCUCCACAAUCCCCUCCAACACCCUCCGCGGCAUCCGCUCACACAAACCCUGCUCCCCUUUCAGCAGCCCAGGGCUCGUCGAUCUCUCAGCAGACGUCGACUUCCUGGCCCUCGCCGAGUCCGUUCUCAAUGCUUCCCCGAACGUCGAGAUCCACGGACCUGUCGAACAAGCUUUCUUCCUGGGCUCGAUGGGCAUCAAGGAGAGAGCUGAGAGAUUACUCAGAGGCGCUAAAGAUGAAGAGACGAGAAAAAGACUGGAAACCGGGUGGAAGAGGUUGGUUGAUAGGGGCCCUGAUGGAAUGGGGAAGACGUAUAAGGCUAUGGCUAUUGUGCCGUGGCAGGAGGGAAGGGUGAGACGGCCGGUUGGGUUUGGUGGAGAUGUUGUGGGGUAGUAGUGUCUGCUUGUUAGAUCAUGAUGUGUGUGUAUAGGCAUAGGAUUGCACGGUACAAUAUCUGUAUUAUUUAUUACCAAGAGGGCUCGAGUAGUCCCAAGCCGUUUCACGCUAGUAAUG